Molecule: messenger RNA, 1602 nt
Organism: Diaporthe citri
Lineage: Eukaryota; Fungi; Ascomycota; Sordariomycetes; Diaporthales; Diaporthaceae
Exons: 3
Coding region: 1-1602 (533 amino acids)
Biological process (GO): carotene catabolic process
Molecular function (GO): carotenoid dioxygenase activity
Source: RefSeq, a predicted model, not a curated record
AUGGAUUCAGAAACAGAACAUCUUGUGCUGCCGACCCAAAGCAACCGGCGCCACCCAUAUUUAUCAGGGAACUUUGCACCAAUCAACAAGACAACCUCACUGACGCCGUGUACAUACUCGGGCUCUGUCCCCCUUGACUUGGGUGGCGGGCAGUACGUUCGAAAUGGCGGCAACCCCGUCACAAACGACGAUCUCGGCCGGGAUGCUCACUGGUUUGACGGCGACGGGAUGCUGAGUGGCGUGCUGUUUCGAAGGACUGGGGAGAAGGGCACCGCGAUACAGCCAGAGUUUGUCAACCAAUUCCUGCUUACGGAUGUGUAUGCCUACGCCAGGCGAAGAGCUGGACCCGUUGGCGAGCAUGAUGGAAUCCUGAGCCGACCUGUUCUCCCCAGCAUCGCAACGUUGGUCAAUCCAGCCUUGGGUUUCUUCACAAUCCUGUGGGCCAUCCUCAGAACCAUGAUUCUGGUUCUCAUGUCGCAUCUGUCGAUCAAGGCACCAAAGAUGAUGCACGACUUCGGCGCGUCUCGAAACCACACGGUCAUCCUCGACCUUCCGCUGACACUCGACCCGAGCAACCUCGCCCGAGGCGUCCCCGUGCUUUCAUACGACUCACGGGGCAAGGCGCGCUACGGUGUCUUCCCGCGAUAUCGACCUGAUCUCGUACAAUGGUUUGAGACGAAUCCGUGUGUCAUCUUCCACACGGCCAACUGCUGGGAUACCGUCACGCACACCGGAGAGAUGAAUGGUGCCAAUUUACAACAGACAUCUGUCAACUUGCUGGCUUGCAGGCUGACAUCCGCUUCGUUGGUAUUCAGCACGGGAAACCUGCCCACUCCAGAUGUCAAACCUGUUCCGCCAGAGUAUGCAGAAGAGGAGCAGUGUAGGCUGUAUUACUACAACUUCCCCUUGUCCGCAAAUGACGGCACGGACGUACCUGGCCAUCGCAUCCGGCACCAGUGGGCCUUGUCUGCCAUUUCCUUCGAAUUUCCCACUCUUUCUCCGAAUCACUCCAUGACCGAGGCACGUUACGUGUAUGGGUGCUCAACAGGAUCUGCAUCAUAUACCGUUGCCCUGGGAAAAGCGGCCAAGAUUGACUACCUCGCAAAGAUCGACGUCAAAACGCUUAUCGAGCGUGGUGUCCAGCAACCCCCACAGCCUAUUAAGGGCUGCGUGGACACUCGUACUGUCGCCGAGAUCAGAGAGAGCUGUGACCCCAACGACCCCAUCAAGCUAUUCGAGAUGCCCGACGGUUGGUUUGCGCAGGAGCCCCGCUUCGUUCCUCGGAGGGAAAGUGAGCGGAAGAGCGAGGAUGACGGAUGGCUAUUGACGUACGUGUUCGACGAGAGCCAGCUGGGCCCGGAUGGCGAGUGCGACGAGGACGCAGUCAGCGAGCUGUGGAUUAUCGACGCCAAAACAAUGAAGGACGUCGUUGCAAGAGUGAAGCUGCCGCAACGGGUGCCGUAUGGGUUACAUGGGUCCUGGUUUUCUGAGGAGGAGAUCAAGGAGCAAAGGCCGUUUACUGCAUUGAGAACGCUGGCGGACCAGGAAGGAAGUGCAUUGUCCAGGAGUUUUCAAGCCAUGAUUGAGCGUUGGAUUGGAUAA